Cordyceps militaris CM01 is the source of this 1863-nucleotide messenger RNA. Its product is annotated as serine/threonine-protein kinase ppk6. The transcript has a single exon. The record is from RefSeq and is a predicted model, not a curated record. Lineage: Eukaryota; Fungi; Ascomycota; Sordariomycetes; Hypocreales; Cordycipitaceae. Bases 1 to 1863 code for a protein of 620 amino acids.
AUGUCAGCGGAUCUGUUUGCCGAGUUCAGCCAAGGGAAUGCUGAUCAGAUUCCGACCACGCAAUCAACUCAACCACUGUACCAUGGUGCAGUCAGCGCUCCGGCACAGCAAUAUGCUGUUCAUGCGGGGAGCAACGAUAAAAAGGGCUACUUGAGCGGCAGCCCGUCAUUGAACUCUUUCCAUUCGCCUCAGCAAUGGUCGUCUUUCCCGGCGCAGCCGUCGUGGUCGUCGCCCGCAGCAGCACCGCAACCGCAAAAUGUCGCGGAUGAAGACGACGGGUGGGGUGAUUUCGAGGUAGCAGAGCCAGACGCUCCUCAGCCGAGCCAAAUAGAGCAAACCUAUCAACAACCUCCUGCGCAGACGAUAGCAUGGCCAGGCACGACGACUGCUCAAACGGGGAGCAUGCCGGUGACGUCGGAUCGUCCUGCUGGCAAUGCAGCCCCGUCAUUUACGUUGCCAGCUCAAGCACGGCAAGCUCGCGGGUUUCCAGAAAACACAUUGUCGAGUCCCUCGCAAACAGCUCUCCGAGAUACGCAAGGUACACAGCCGCUACCACAGCCCAAGCGGAGGAAUCCGGUACCGUCGCAGGACAACGACCCAGGCGUGCUGUUUGACGCCGCAGACUUUGAAUUAGAAGACGGGGAAUUCGCGGGGGAGAGCGAUGAUGAAUUUGGCGAUUUUGAAGCUUUCCAGCAGCCAUCUACAACGACAAAACCGGCGCCCCGAAAAGAGGCGGCGUCUGCUCGAGCACCGCCACAACCUUCCAUGCCGUCUAUGGAUCUUCUAUCGCUGGAUGACCCUAUUCCGGCGCAGGAGAGUCGGCAAGAGCCGCAUACUUCAAGCGCCAGCGGUGCGCUACACUUUGGGGCUUCAAUACCGGCUAGUUCAGAACCCAAGAGAUCUUCAAUACAAGACCUGAACUGGACGCAAUUCGAGACACACGCAGCGUCGACCAAGACGCAGAAGAUAACACAACCGAAGACUCAGCCGAAGGGGCAAAAUAAAACCAAUGUGUCAGUACCAAAAUCGGCAAACUCAUGGGCGACGGCUAGCAAUGAUGAGGAAUGGGCCGCUUGGGACGAUGAGCCGAGUCUACCCAGCACCAGCGGGAGGGCGAUGGACACGAUACCUGAUCCGUCCUCGUGGGAUUGGAAUUCGACAGAUACCCCGGCACAAAACACAACUACGUCUUCAGACAAUACUUUGAUACAAAACACAGCUACAUCUUCGGACGAUACUGCACCGCCCGUCAAUGUGCCACCUCCAUCCGUUCUGCUCUCGCUCUUCCCCGAGCUGUUGGGCUCCGGAAGCGCCCUCUUCAAAUCGACAUUGGGGCUAAGCGGCAGUGUCAAGGAGAAGAUCCUGUCCGAUCCCAAAGCGGUGCAGUUUCUACAAGGCUACCUCUCACUCGCGACGACAGCGGCGCGCAUCAUAGCCGGCCGAAAGCACCGGUGGCACCGCGACAAGAUCUUAGCCAAGAGCAUGUCCAUAUCCGCGGCCGGCAGCAAAGGCAUGAAGCUGGCGGGCGUGGACAAGACACAAGCGGCGCGCGAGGACCGCGAGGCGGCCGACGUGGUGGCCGUGUGGCGCGAGCAGGUCGGGCGGCUGCGGUCGGUGGUGGCGGCGGCCCAGGCCGGCCUGCGGGUGCCGGAGCUCAGCGAGACGUUGUCGGCGCACACGGCCAAGAUGGUGGGCACGGCGCGCAAGGCGUGCGUGGUGUGCGGGCUGAAGCGGGACGAGCGCAUCGCCAAGGUGGAUUUUGAGGUGGAAGAUAGCUUUGGCGAGUGGUGGGUAGAGCAUUGGGGACACCGGGCGUGCAAGAAUUUCUGGUUGGAGCAUGAAAAGAGUCUGCGGCAGCGGUAA